CUACCCGCUCGCAUGCACGGAGUGCAGACACGGAGCAGGAUUCGCUGUGGGAUUUAUUACUCGGAGUGAAACAACACCUGAAUUACCAAGUGCCCUUUUUGUUUCCCGCUUUGUUGUGAUUUUUUUUUUCUUCAUUUAUAUUUAUAUAUUAUAUAUCAUAAAUUCUGAGCUUAAGAAACAACCUGCAGUCAUGGCUCGGGAUCCGGAGGAUGUGAGCAAGCUCACUGAAAGUACAUUUAAGAAUGUAAUGGAGCAAUUCAACCCAGGCCUGAGGAACCUGGUCAACCUCGGGAAGAGCUAUGAGAAAUCAGUCACAGCAAUGGCUCUUGCUGGAAAAGCGUAUUUUGAUGCAGUGUCAAAGAUCGGAGAAAAUGCUAUAAUGUCUCCAGUCUCCAGAGAGCUCGGUGUUGUUCUGAUGGAGAUUGCAGAAGCCCACAAGAAGGUCCAUAAUGAACUGGAAGAGAAUUUCAAGAGAUUCCACAGAGAUGUUGUUACUGAGCUGGAGAAGAAGACAGAGAUGGAUGUCAAAUACAUGAAUGCCACCUUUAAGCGCUAUCAGUCGGAGCACAAGAUGAAACAGGACUACCUGGAGCGUUCUCAGACAGACCUGAAGAAGCUCAGGAGGAAAAGCCAAGGAAAGCACUCAUCCAAGUAUGAGCUCAGAGAAAACGAGUAUUUGCAGACCAUCUCAUCACGCCAGAUGGACAUGCAGAAGUUCAUCGCCGAUGGCUGCAGAGAGGCCUUGCUGGAAGAAAAGAGACGCUUCUGUUUCCUGGCAGACAAACACUGCAUGUUCUCCUAUCAAAUUAGCAACUUCCACGAGAAAGCCAAAGACAUCCUGGCUGUGAAGAUCCCCAGCUGGCAGGAAAAGUGCAGCGACAUCACCAAGGUGCCAGACUCAGUGGCGAGCAUGAUAGAAGGGCUGUCCGUCAUUCCAGAACAAUCACCGCUGGUUGAUCACUAUAACAGGAACAACAUGCAGUCUGGCCCUCCUCCCGCACCACCCCAGAAAGCCCAGAUCAGUCCUCUUGCCAAUAUGUUUAAUCAAGAGCCCCGAUUUCCACUUAACUCCUCUUCAGACCACAGCUCAGAUCAGGGCAGUAUUGGAGAGGGCAGUCUGUCCAGAUCGACAUCGCAGUCAUCUGGUCUGAAUGUGGGCAGGAAGACCCGGGUUAGAACCAUUUUCCCCCACACCGCGGGCACCAACGAAACGCUCCUCAGCUUUGAUGAAGGCGACAUCAUCGCUCUGCUCAUCCAGGAGGAGAAGGACGGCUGGCUGUACGGAGAGCUGGAGAAGGCGCAGCAGCGGGGCUGGUUUCCCUCAUCCUACUGCAGACCUUACACUGAGCCAGCGCUAUCAAAUAGUAGCAAUCUAGGCACGCCGGUGCAUCGUCUGAGCAUAGCCAGCCUGCAAGAGGCGGAGGAGGAGGAGCCGGUGUUGCUGCCACCGCCAGACUACAGCGACGACAACCCCUCCAGCCCAGUCAUCCCUUCAAUGCCUUCAACAGUAAACACGGUUUCUUUAGUCAAUGGAACUGCAAAGGCUCCUUUUCUUGGAGGAGGGAACCCCUUUGCCACGGUCAAGCUGAAGCCGACUGUCACAAAUGACAGAUCUGCGCCGCUCAUCUAACUCGAAACUUAUGUUUUUUUUUUUCUUUUUUUCUCACCGCUGUUAUGCCUUCAGGGGACUCAUGUUACAUGUGCUGGAAUCAUAAAACAAGGGAUCCCCCCGCGACACACUGAAUAUCUCCCCGACCCAACAUCUCACCAGCCUGCAUGCCGGUUUUUCUCAGUACCAGUCUGCCGUAUUAAAGAAAUCCAGUGCGUGUUUAACAUCAGCCACAACAGUAAUAACCCACAUUUGGAGACGCAGGAAUUGCCAAAAAAAAAAAAAUUUUGUGGACAAAGAAACUGUUUGUGUAUUCAUCUGGUUUGAGUUUGUGUAAUAAGUCCAGACAAAAUGAACGUUCAGACUUUGCCUAAUCUCCAUCAUGUCAGUAAAAGUUGCAGUUAAAUUGGCAAACAUGUUGCGUUUUCUUGCUUUGCUUUGCAGUCAAUGCUGCUAUGUGUUCUGCAGCAGCAGGAGGAAACAUUUAUUUUACAUUGUUUACCGGGAACUUAAUAUGAGGCUUGACAUUGAACGGAGACAGAAAACUGUAAACAGUGAGGCUGCUAUCAAAGAAAUCAAAUUUGCACUGAAUUACAAGCAGCCAGUAAUAAACCACAAGAAUGUGCUCUAUCACUACCAGUAAAAAGUAUGUAUACAUAUACAGCUGCUCCCAGGAAAUGGGCUGAAUGAUCAUAGAUUGUUUUUUUUUUUUUUGUUUUUUUUUAAUUUAAAAAUGAGGUGGAUUGCAUUUAACACUGUUCCACCUGCUUCGGGCAUUUUGUGUACGAACAAGUGCAAAAACUGAGGAGCCCUAUUUGCUUAUUUUAUGCUAUUUAAACUAUCUUCAUUUUCUUUAUAUGAGGCAUAGGUAAAAUUAUCAGGGCUCACACAGAUUAACCAAAACUUUUCUAACAUGCUAACAGGCAGAUGAAGCCUGUGUGGGGUGAACCCGUCUCUUUAAGACUGUGGGACACUCAGACACUUGUUUUGAUGAAAAACGAUGAGAUCCAGAUGGAAAUGAUUCCUACCUGAUACUGAUGAAGCAGACGAGCAUACAGGCUGUCUUCCUGACUUGCCAAAAUAUCUAUAUUGUUUCUUUUUUUUAUAUUA
Archocentrus centrarchus (flier cichlid) is the source of this 2719-nucleotide messenger RNA. It is a transcript of the gene baiap2l1a, whose product is annotated as BAR/IMD domain containing adaptor protein 2 like 1a. Gene Ontology annotation, cellular component: nucleoplasm; cytosol. The transcript has 14 exons. Gene Ontology annotation, molecular function: protein binding. The coding region runs from base 191 to 1630 and encodes 479 amino acids. The record is from RefSeq and is a predicted model, not a curated record. Lineage: Eukaryota; Metazoa; Chordata; Actinopteri; Cichliformes; Cichlidae. Gene Ontology annotation, biological process: positive regulation of actin filament polymerization; actin filament bundle assembly; plasma membrane organization.